AUGGACUUUCAAAUACUUAAAACAAAAGCAAUAGGUAAAAGAAUUAAAGAAGAUAUAGACCAUUGUUUUGAAAGAUACAAACAAUUAUGGGAAUAUGUCUCAGCUGACUUUGAUGAUUUUGAUCGAAGAACAAAAUGUAAUAAUUUUCGAGAACUAAGAUAUUCUGAAUUAGAAAAUCUCUCUGACAACUGUAGUGUUAUGAUUAAUAAAAGAAAACAACUUAUUAUUCAGUUCCAAGAAAUGGCUGAAUUAGCUACACGUCAAAUCCAAAAACAAAAUGAAGAAGUAAGAAGAAUGCGAAUUGUACAAGAAAGAUGUUAUGAAGAGAUGAAAGCAAUUGACUCACAAAGAAAUCCAUUAACAUUUAUAGAAAGUGAUGGGGAAUAUUCUCCUAAAGAACAAAACAAUUACACUAAAGAGAAAAAACCUAUUGUCAAACCAAUGAGUGAAAGAAAGUCAAAACAAAAAAUUGAAAGAACAAAUGAAAUGAAUGAAGCCCUUAUUUAUCGGUGUAUAAGUAAAGUAUAUAAUAGGGUUUGUGCAAACAGUUCGACUCAAAUAUAUGACUCAAAUCUUGAUGGUUGGGAUAAAUACACUUUAGGUCAAAAGCUAGAAGGACUAAAAAAAUUGAUGGUUGUUGUUUUUCCUAUUUAUUAUGAACCAUUUGGGUGUUAUAUUAAUCAUCCAUUUAAAAAAGAAGGUUGGAAUGGCGAUAUUCAUUCUUUCUUUUAUUGUUUUGCUGAAGACCAAUUCUUUUGGGUAUACAAAUUCCUUAAAGGAGUUCAAGAAAGGGAAGUUUUUAGGAUAUCUUAUGAUAAUGAUAAAACUAUCUUCCAAUUAGGAAGGUAUAUUAAUAUCCAGAAAAACCCUGUUGAAGGAAUUAGUUCUGUUUCUCUUGAUAUUCAAAAAUGUAUUGAAACAAGAAAAGGAAAUUUUAUUGGCUCAUUCUCUUCAAAAGAGUUUGUUGUCAAUAGGUUUAUUGUACUUCAAAUGAAAUAA
This is a messenger RNA of Entamoeba histolytica HM-1:IMSS, 999 nucleotides long. RefSeq lists its product as uncharacterized. The transcript has a single exon. Lineage: Eukaryota; Evosea; Mastigamoebida; Endamoebidae. The coding region runs from base 1 to 999 and encodes 332 amino acids. The record is from RefSeq and is a predicted model, not a curated record.